Molecule: messenger RNA, 3209 nt
Organism: Quercus lobata
Lineage: Eukaryota; Viridiplantae; Streptophyta; Magnoliopsida; Fagales; Fagaceae
Exons: 13
Coding region: 388-3030 (880 amino acids)
Molecular function (GO): hydrolase activity, hydrolyzing N-glycosyl compounds
Source: RefSeq, a predicted model, not a curated record
UGGUUUGUUCAUGUAUGUGUGCAAAGAUUUUGUACACACAGUGUCCCAUGAUGCCCAUGAUGCCAUUGCCGUGUACUCUUCAAAUCAAUAAAAAGACAGAAAAGCAAAGAGAAAUUAUAACUAAUUCUAUCUCUCUCUCUAAAGUCAAAAGUCCCAGAAUCUAGUUCUGGCUUUGAACUUUGAAGACGUAAACUUGCAUCGGUUUUUGUCUCCUCUAAAGCUAACCGGCGGUUCUUGCGCUCUGGCAUUUGCUUACCAUGUUUCAUCUUCAUCAUUUGAUUCAUUUCACCUAUAGUCCUUCCUGUUCCAACAACCUCUGACAGAGAGCUGUGUUUUGAUGUUUUUGUCGUUUUGGAGGGAAAAUAAUUCUGGGUUUUGAGUGAAGCCAUGAGAAUGUUGCUGCAGAGGAAUUUCUUGGUUGUCGUGUUAUGGAUUAUAGGAGUUGUUGGAGCUAAUCUGUACACUGUGGAUUGUCUCCCACAUCGAAUUCUUUUGGAUACAGAUGUUGAUACUGAUGAUUUCUUUGCCCUCUUGUACCUCUUGAAGCAGAACAGAUCAGAGUUUGAGGUGGAAGCAGUCACUAUCAAUGUAAAUGCAUGGACUGAUGCUGGACAUGCUGUGAAUCAAAUUUAUGACAUUCUUUACAUGAUGGGCCGUGAUGACAUUGCUGUUGGAGUUGGGGGUGAUGGUGGGAUACUAGAAGAUGGUACAAUACUGCCAAAUGUUGGAGGCUAUCUUCCUAUUAUUGAACAGGGGAAUACAACUGUAGGAUAUUGUAGAUAUAGACAAGCUAUUCCCGUUGGUCAAGGAGGGCGAUUAGAUAUUGAUUCCAACUUUGGAAUCCGAAAAGCUUUCCUCCCGCAGGGGAGAAGGAAGUAUACUCCUCUUUGGCAACCAACUGCACAACAAGUGAUGAUUGACAAAAUAUCAGCAGGUCCCAUGACUGUUUUUCUUAUAGGAGCACAUACAAAUUUUGCUAUUUUCCUUAUGAAUAAUCCACAUCUAAAGAAAAAUGUUGAGCAUAUCUAUGUUAUGGGUGGUGGUGUGAGAUCAAAGAAUCCGACUGGUUGUUGCCCACAAAAUGCAAGCUCAUCUUGCACGCCUCAGCAAUGCGGUGACCAUGGUAAUAUGUUCACAGAUUAUACUAGUAACCCGUAUGCAGAGUUCAAUAUAUUUGGAGAUCCUUUUGCUGCAUACCAGGUUUUUCAUUCUGGUAUUCCCAUCACCCUUGUUCCUUUGGAUGCAACAAACACCAUCCCCAUCAGUGAGAAUUUCUUUAACAGAUUUGAGAAGAAUCAGAAUACGUAUGAGGCACAAUACUGCUACCAGUCACUGAAAAUAGCUCGUGAUACAUGGUUUGAUGACCAAUUCUAUACGAGCUAUUUUAUGUGGGACUCCUUUUUAUCUGGUGUGGCAACUUCAAUCAUGCGUAACUCACACAACCAUAAUGGGGAAAAUGAAUUUGCGGAAAUGGAGUAUAUGAAUAUAACUGUAGUUACUUCAAACAAACCUUAUGGGGUGUAUGAUGGCUCCAAUCCAUUCUUUGAUGGCCGUGAAGUUCCAGAAUUCAAUUUAAAGAAGGGUGGAGUACAUAGUGGUCAUGUUCAGACUAGACUUCGAGAUCCUUUUUGCAUCGUCAAGAAUGGGAAAGGGAAAUGCCAGGAUGGUUAUACAGCAGAGGUAACUGGUUCAGAAGCCGUUCAAGUGCUAGUUGCUACAAAAGCAAAGCCUAAUCAGAACAUUGACAGCCCACUAGACAGAGAAUUUUUUAUAAGUUUCUUGGAUGCUCUAAACCGCCCUCAACAUACUGGCAGAUUCAAUUUUACGACACAAUUUCCUCAUUACAAAGAAGUUCUUUACAAACCAAAUUUUAGAUCUAAAAAACUUGGGAAACCUGUUGUUUUUGAUAUGGAUAUGAGUGCUGGAGAUUUCCUAGCUCUGUUUUACCUCCUUAAAGUGCCUGUGGAAGUGAUCAACCUCAAGGCAGUAAUAGUAAGCACAACCGGUUGGGCAAAUGCUGCAACAAUAGAUAUCAUUUAUGAUUUACUUCAUAUGAUGGGCCGUGAUGACAUUCUGGUUGGUCUUGGAGAUGUUUUUGCAAUGAACCAAACUGAUCCAAUCUCCUCAGCUGUUGGAGACUGCAGAUAUGUUAAGGCCAUCCCACAUGGGAGUGGUGGGCUUAUCGACUCAGACACUCUCUACGGUUUGGCACGAGAAUUGCCACGAAGCCCCAGAAGGUAUACAGCACAGAACUCUGUAAAGUAUGGAGCUCCUCGGAACACUGAUCAUCCUGAACUCAGACAACCUCUAGCAUUGGAAGUUUGGGAUUCUAUAGUGGCAAAUCUUGAUCCAGGAUCUAAGAUUACCAUACUGACCAAUGGACCCCUUACUAAUCUAGCAAAGAUUAUUCUAUCGGAGAAAAAUGCUACCUCUUUUAUCCAGGAUGUGUAUAUAGUUGGAGGGCACAUCAGUCAUGGUCCCUGGGACAAAGGAAAUGUGUUUACUGUUCACUCCAACAAAUAUGCAGAAUUCAAUAUGUUUCUUGACCCUGUGGCUGCAAAGACAGUCUUUGAUUCAAAGGUUAACAUCACACUCAUUCCACUUGGCGUCCAGCGUAGAGUUGGUUCAUUACCAAGGAUCUUAGAAAGGUUGCUAGAGACAAAAAGGACACCUGAAGCUAAGUUUGCCAGCCGAUUACUGUCAAGGAUAUACCUCUUGCAAAAAUUGCACUUUUUAUAUAAACACAUGGAUAUAUUUUCUGGGGAAAUCCUUGGUGCAGUAGCACUUGCCGGUGAUCUAAAGCCAACCGUGCAAGUAAAGCCUGUCAAAAUCUUUGCUCAAGGGGUUGAAUCCAAAGAUGGACAGACUGUGAUUGAUAAAAAGUAUGGAAAAUUGGUGAAAAUAUUGGAGAAUGUAGAUCCAAUAGCUUAUUAUGAUCUAUUUGCAAAUAGGCUUGGUAACAUGAAGCAAUCUGCAGUGAUAGGAAGCUUUGAUGAACAGAAAAGGCAGUGGAGUACACAGCCAAAAUAACUUUGGCUUUAAGUCAAUUGGUUAAAAAUUCUCUGAUAACAGAAAAUUGCUGGUAUUCUUUACAUAGAAUGUUUAUAAGACCAUGUUUCAUGUUAAAGUGGUCACAAAAUUCCACUCAAAUUUGUUCUUUCUCUAUGUUUUUGUUGUAGCAAAUGUUCAUUGUCUAAUUAUUUUUUUAC